Molecule: messenger RNA, 1242 nt
Organism: Ilex paraguariensis (yerba mate)
Lineage: Eukaryota; Viridiplantae; Streptophyta; Magnoliopsida; Aquifoliales; Aquifoliaceae
Source: the annotation of a GenBank genome assembly
UUCUAAUUUUGGAUACCUUCCUUGGUACCGUAGUUCUAUUCCUGUUGAAGGAAUAAUAGGAUUUCCCUGACAGUCAUCGAAUGCCCUCUCUCUCUCUCCCUCCGAACUUCCCCAAGCGUCUGAUCAAACCCAUCCUAAAUACCCAAGAUAACAAUGCCCACGGCCAACGCACCAUUCUCUCUUCUCCUCCUCACCUUCCUCCUGAUCACCACCCCACUACCCUCAACUUCCCUCCCCUUCGCCCAAUACCAAACCCUCCUCUCUCUCUCCCACUCUCUCACAACCCGCGUCGCCACCCUACGCGCCUCCCGCGGCGACGUCGAAGGGUCUGUCCGUGCCAGGAAAGUGGCCCAACAGCUGGAGCGUGGGCUGGGGCUCGGCUUCUACGGUCUUAUAUGGACCAUGGGCUGGGACUAUCUGAAGAACUACGCGUGGAGAGACGCUACGACGUCGUUUGAGAUGCUCAGUUCUUUGCCGGACUUGAACGAGUUGAUGAGAGCGGUGAAUGAGUUGACUCGGUUGGAGUCGCAGAUGGAGAGGGUGGCCUGGCUCCAGCGAAAUUACAAGGAUGCCCUUAGGGUGUCUAAGUCGCUGUUUGGAAGGCUUCUCAAAGUGUUUAGUCAAUCGGGACCAUUGCGAGGAGUGGUGGAGGCGAUGCAGAGAGAAGUGGUGGAGGGUGACUUGCUACGGGACUUCCUUGAAGUGGGAAGUAAUGACUUGAAGGGUUUGAUUCAAAUCUACAAAAACAUUGCUUUGCAAUUCUCCCCAACUGCUGCCAGGACUGAUUUAUGAAUGAGAGAGAAACACAAACGUUCAUAGAUGGGCCGGGCCUAGCCAUCGGACAAAAAAGUUUACAACCCGGGUUAGCAUAUUGUCACAUCUUGGGCUGACUGGGAAAUGGAAACCCGUUUAAUUGGUAUUGUCUGAAGGUAAUCUUGUUUUUUUGUUUUUAAUCUUGCAUUUCUUAAUUUAGUGUUAUAUGAAUUAUCAUACAAAUUAUUGAUUUUUCAUUUAGUUUGUAGGAUGUGGAUUGUGUAAAUCUAUGUGGGACCUAUGUGUGUUACAUUUAGUUGAUAGAGAAAAAAGUCUUAGCUCUGCAAUUUCUAAUUUAGUGGUUAUACAUGUCGACCUGAGCUUGACACAAACAAGAAGGGAUUUAAUGUGAUACAAUUUGACCAUGACAUUAAUGCAAAGACAUAAUUGACAUAUAACAUGGCACGAACGACUCAAUUGAAAGUUUGG